Messenger RNA from Staurois parvus, 305 nucleotides. Lineage: Eukaryota; Metazoa; Chordata; Amphibia; Anura; Ranidae. The record is from the annotation of a GenBank genome assembly.
ACGAUGGGGCACUAUUCCUCCCCCCCACUGACACCAACGUGGGGCACUAUUCCUCCCCCCACUGACACCAACGAUGGGGCACUAUUCCUCCCCCCACUGACACCAACGAUGGGGCACUAUUUUUCCCCCCACUGACACCAACGAUGGGGCACUAUUCCUCCCCCACUAACGCACUGAUACCCAAUGAUGGGGCACUAUUCCUCCCACUGAUACCAAUGAUGGGGCACUAUUUCCUCCCACUGACACCAAUGAUGGGGCACUAUUCCUCCCACUCAUACCAAUGAUGGGGCACUAUUCCUCCCACU